Dentiscutata erythropus is the source of this 1311-nucleotide messenger RNA. Lineage: Eukaryota; Fungi; Glomeromycota; Glomeromycetes; Diversisporales; Gigasporaceae. The record is from the annotation of a GenBank genome assembly.
AUGCCUCUUCCGCUCCCUGAUACUGGUUCACUUUCUUUGUUCAAGGGUCCUUCAUCAAUGACUUCUCGAAUAAAUAAUGAUCUCUUAGGUGUACCGUCGUCUACCGGCUUUGAUGAGUAUAAUUUAAAAGGCGCCAAAAGAAUGGAUGUAUCUACUGCUCCUCCUAGUCCUGUAAAUUGUUCUAUUUCUAUCGAAAGAAGAGUUAAUUCUGCUGAUAUUUUACGUGUACGGCGAAAUAGUGAUAAAAGUCCUUUAUUAAACAACAAAAGGCAAUCCGAUUGGUGGAAAUCAUUCUUAUCUCGUAUUCAACAAAUCCCUUUUUUGAAACGGAACGAACAAAAAAUUUCAAAAGAUGUAUAUACUAGUGAAAUUGAUUUAUCUGCAACUUCGAGAUCAAGUUCAAGUGUUGAUGUUCGAGCUAUUAGUUGUGAUAAUAAUAUUGUCUCAGUUUUUGACGUCUGCGCUCAAACACCUCGACAUUUCUCAAAGGAACCUGAAGUGUUAGGUAAAGUUGGUAGAUUUACUAUAGUUAGAGAAAGAGAAGAUUUUAGUACUACUUUGUUUGAUCAAUGUCAUUGUCAAGAAAAGCCCUGUCGUUUCUCUGCGAACGGUGGAGAUCAUCCUGUAAUGCCACCAGAAACCUUACCAGAUUUAAUACCUUAUACAUCUCAAUCUUGCAUUGUUAACGAGUCCAGUCCACCGAUAAGAAUUCCUAUUCAUAAAGAUUCUAUGAAUUUAGCAUCUUAUAAACUUUCUUGUCAACAAUAUGGAGCUCAAAUGAGACAAAAUUCUUGGGAAUCGAUUGCUCCUUAUCGUCCAGGAGUCUCUCAAAGUUCUUCUAUAUAUACACAAAAUUCUUUAUAUACACAACAAUCUUCAGCUGCAACAUCUAGAACUUCUUUAUCUUCAUUGAAAUAUUCUACUGAUUCAUCAAAUAUAAAUGUGACAAACAAUAAGAUCUCCACCUCUUAUUCAUCUGACUUGGCUCUUUCACGUAGUCGAUCAAAGAAUAUUGUCAACAAAUCUAUAAAGCCACCAUCACCUGUAGCUAAUGGGCCUUUUGAGACUAAUGAACCACAUACUACAAUUAGUUCUCAUACUGGUAGAAAAUUCGAAGUAUGGAGUUCUUCGUCCUCAGAAUCUGCAUCUUCACCUUCAUCUACCAUGAGUAGUAGUAUACUUAGCAUGUCCUCGAGCCCUAAUAAUAGUUUAUACUCAUUACAAGGUACAUCAACCCGAUGUAGUACAUUGAGCAGUAAACAUGGUCGUAAAUUUGAAGUUACCGUUAUUUCAUCUGGUAAAACUGAAUAA